AUGAGAUUAAUACGAAAAGACAAACCUUUCAGCCAGAGGAUUACAAGAUGGGAUCGAAUUCGUAAACGAAAUGACUGUAAAAAUUCUUGUUCAAUUAAUUCAGGCAUUGUACAAUAUUUCUUUUGGAAGGAGUACAUCAGCCCAUAUGAUAAUUCAGUGCUAUGUGGCAAAAACGAACCAAACAAAGCACUAAAUCCUUUGGUAGUUAUGGAUAUACGUCAUGAAAUGUUUCAAAAGACACCACGAAAAUCGGCGCUGGUUACAGUGGGCGGCCAGCGUACGUUAGACGCGUGUAUAUCACAUAAUCUGGUUGUAGAGGAUCGUUACAUCAACAACGAACUAAAAAAAAUCCGCCAGCAGUUACGAAACAAUACUAAACGAAAUACAGAUAAAAAGGAAUUUACAGAAGAGCACAAACAAGAUGUAAGUAUUUUGGACAACAGUUUUCUAAUACAAGGCUUAGAAAGAGCAACUAAGCAUAUGGAGAACUUUUACACAACACCUCUGGAUGUAUUGCAAGCAAUUGAAGUGUUAUCUGCCACCGAAACAAAUAAGAACGACACACAAGAGCAUAAAUUAACUCCAAAGAAUGGCUUUGGAAUAAUUGAGGCAAUCUUUACGGAUGAAGUGGACAAAAAGAAAUAUACAAUGAGCGCAGAAACCGUUUUAAGCAAACAUAUUAACCCUCAAGCAAAGGAAUAUGAGUACAAAAUUGUGUCUGAUAGCAAUUUAAAAAUAGAAAAUCCGCUUAUUUACAAAUUCUCGAAUGAAUACAAAAAUCCCAUUGCUCCUAAUACUGCAACUGAUAGUUAUUUAUAUCAAACGCGAUGUGUACGUUUUGAUGAAUCGGUAGAAGUAAGAAACUUUAAUCGAGAUAGCUCUAAACUUUCGAAUACCAGUUGUAGAAUUGAUUUGGCUGUAUCGGAUAUAACUGAGGAGGCACUUUUUGAACUGCAAAUUGCAGCUGAAGAAAAAUUGACUCAAAAAACACGGUUCGAAUCAGUAGCAAAUAAACCGCCACCAACUGAUUUCAAUAAAUCUUUAAAAUGCUCUCAAAAGUCUCUAAAAGUUAAAAAUGCAUCAGAGCUCCUGAUUAUUAAAAAAAUAAAUAAUGCGAAUCAAGUAGAUUAUGAUCAUAUUACUCCUGAAGAGGUAGAAGAAGAAAGCAUUUCCAGCUUUGAAGAAAACUUAAGUAUUACACAACUCUUCCAGCCAAGAGCCAACACCACUCCCACAUUGCUACGAAAAUAUUUUUUUAAUUGGAUUCAUUUCGUCACCAUUGAGAAAAUUGAUCGCGAAAAUGUGUCUAUCAAGGAUAAUCGCAUACAUAAAAUUAGUUUGUUUUUGGACAAAAUACGGAAGGAAAAAUUGCGCUUGAUGCGUAGUUACCGUCAAUUUACUGCUGCACUGGGCCGUAGGGCAGCUCAACCCAAACCAGGGGUUUCAACACGAGUAACAAAAAAAUAUCUAAACAAGUAA
This is a messenger RNA of Rhagoletis pomonella (apple maggot), 1479 nucleotides long. RefSeq lists its product as uncharacterized. Bases 1 to 1479 code for a protein of 492 amino acids. The transcript has 3 exons. The record is from RefSeq and is a predicted model, not a curated record. NCBI's taxonomy places the organism in Eukaryota, Metazoa, Arthropoda, Insecta, Diptera, Tephritidae.